UUUGCAGGGAGAGUUACUCCAGAAAGUGUUGUUUUCAGUUUUGGGACAGUCCUCUUGGACCUCCUAAGUGGAAAGCAUAUCCCUCCUGGUCAUGCACUUGAUAUGAUCCGGGGCAAAAACAUUCUUCUGUUAAUGGAUUCACAUUUGGAGGGAAAUUUCUCUACAGAAGAGGCAACUGUGGUUCUUGAUCUGGCUUCAAGAUGCUUGCAGUACGAACCUAGGGAGCGACCAAAUAUCAAAGAUCUCGUUACAACACUCAGUCCAUUACAAAGUAAACCUGAAGUUGCAUCUCAUGUGAUGCUCGGAAUUCCUAAGAAUGAGGAAGCUCCUCCAACCCCACAGCACCCCCUUUCUGCCAUGGGCGAUGCUUGUUCAAGAAUGGAUCUCACAGCCAUUCAUCAAAUUUUGGUGAUGAUACACUACAAAGAUGACGAAGGGACAAAUGAGUUAUCUUUCCAAGAAUGGACCCAACAAAUGAGGGAUAUGUUAGAGGCGAGAAAGCGUGGGGACUUGGCCUUUCGGGACAAGGAAUUCAAGACGGCCAUAGAUUGUUAUUCUCAGUUCAUAGAUGUCGGAACAAUGGUAUCACCAACUGUUUAUGCUCGGAGAAGCCUUUGCUAUCUUAUGUGUGAUCAACCCGAUGCGGCCCUUAGAGACGCAAUGCAAGCACAAUGUGUCUACCCAGAAUGGUCCACAGCAUUUUACAUGCAGGCAGUUGCCCUUUCCAAGUUAGACAUGCACAAAGACGCAGCUGAUAUGUUGAAUGAAGCUGCAACUCUAGAAGAAAAAAGGCAGCGAGGUGGAAGAGGAUCUUGAUACUGCCAAAUCUGUAUCAUUCUUUUGUAACCCUGGUCCAAUCAAUUGUUUUUGUUUUCGCAAAAUUAACUAAACUCCUGUAUCAUUUGGUUUGAGACUCAAGAUUAAUUUACUGACUCGGUAGUUUGUUCACUAUAAUUGGUGAAAAUAAUUAAAAUAAUUUCCAA
Molecule: messenger RNA, 983 nt
Organism: Nicotiana tabacum (common tobacco)
Lineage: Eukaryota; Viridiplantae; Streptophyta; Magnoliopsida; Solanales; Solanaceae
Source: RefSeq, a predicted model, not a curated record